AGAGAGGGAAAAACAGAGAGAAACAUUGAUGUGAGAGAAACACAUCGAUUGGUUGCCUCUUGCAUGUGUCCGUCCAGGGCCAGAGCCGGGGAAGAGCCUACAACCAUGGUACAUGCCCUUGAUCGGAAUCGAACCCGACACCCUUCAGUCCACAGGCCAAUGCUCUAUCCACCCGGAGGUCUUCAGCCUGGGCCGAGGAUGCAGCGCUGGAAGGCAGCAGCCUUGGCCUCGGUGCUCUGCAGCUCUGUGCUCUCCAUCUGGAUGUGUCGGGACGGCCUGCUCCUCAGCCACCGCCUCGGACCCGCGUUGGCCCCACUGCGCCGGCCACCUCGAACCCUGGACGCCCGGAUCGCCCGCCUGGCCCAGUCCACAGCCACAGUGAGGACUCUGCGAGCCACACUGGACAGACAGGGAUACUGGCAGAGGAGGGCCAGCACCUACCUGGAGUUGAACAAGAGGAGUGGCAGAGCUAGGCUCAGGGCCUGGGCUUGUCUGCUUUCCGAGGCCUGCUGUGGAAACAGACACUCUCAGGGCAGCAGACAGUCCCUCCCCCUCAGGCUUCCCAGUAAGAUACUUUUUGACAGCCAGGCCUACGAGGACGAAGUGUCUUUUCUGGACACGAACAGCCGCUACCACACGGUGCACGAGCUGUCGGCGCGCGAGUGCGCCUGCGUGUGACCCUACCUCACCGGUCCCGGCCGGACAGCACCCACCGUUCCAGCUGUCAAACCCCGCGACAGACUGCCCAUGCGCAGAAGAUGCCGUCGAGGUUUCGGGACUCUCGCGAUAACUGUACAGAGAUAAAGUGUGGAAAGUCGA
This is a messenger RNA of Myotis brandtii (Brandt's bat), 819 nucleotides long. RefSeq names its product neurturin (gene NRTN). The record is from RefSeq and is a predicted model, not a curated record. The transcript has 4 exons. NCBI's taxonomy places the organism in Eukaryota, Metazoa, Chordata, Mammalia, Chiroptera, Vespertilionidae. Bases 64 to 678 code for a protein of 204 amino acids. Gene Ontology annotation, molecular function: glial cell-derived neurotrophic factor receptor binding; growth factor activity; receptor tyrosine kinase binding.